Messenger RNA from Neltuma alba, 998 nucleotides. RefSeq names its product probable glutathione S-transferase. Gene Ontology annotation, molecular function: glutathione transferase activity. The record is from RefSeq and is a predicted model, not a curated record. Gene Ontology annotation, cellular component: cytoplasm. Bases 58 to 738 code for a protein of 226 amino acids. Lineage: Eukaryota; Viridiplantae; Streptophyta; Magnoliopsida; Fabales; Fabaceae. Gene Ontology annotation, biological process: glutathione metabolic process. The transcript is spliced from 2 exons.
CACUCUCUUCCUUAAAAUACUCGAUCCCCUGGGCCGGCUCUCAUCUGUGUCCCAACAAUGGAAGACGUGAAGCUACUGGGAUUUUGGUCUAGCCCUUAUGUUCACAGAGUGAUAUGGGCUUUGAAGCUUAAAGGAAUCAGCUACGAGUACUUAGAACAAGACAGGUUCAACAAGAGUGACCUGCUUCUGCAGUCCAAUCCAGUUUACAAGAAAGUUCCUGUGCUUAUCCAUGGCGGCAAAGCCAUUGCAGAGUCCCCUGUGAUUCUUGAAUACAUCGAAGAAACCUGGGCAGACAUCCCUUUGCUGCCAAAAGAUACCUAUGACAGGGCUGUAGCUCGGUUUUGGAUUAAAUUUGCUGAUGAUGAGGUCAAAUCAGUUACUGCGCCAUUUUUCCAAGUUUUCGAAGAUGAACAAGGAAAGGCAAACACGAUCCAGAAAGCACUUGAAACUCUUAAAGUAUUGGAGGAUCAAGGUCUAGGGGACAAGAAUUUCUUUGGAGGAAACAGCAUUGGAUUAGUAGACAUAUCAUAUGGAGUUCUUGGAAUCUGGUUGGAAGGGUUGGAGGAAAUUGUGGGAAUAAAACUGAUGGAAGCAAACAAAUUGCCUCGCUUGCAAGCAUGGCUUCACAGAUUCAAGCAAGUUCCUGUCAUAAAAGAUAACCUUCCUAAUUAUGAGAAGCUUAAGAUCCAUCUCCAAUGGCGCAGGGAAGGAGCCAUAUCAGGAUCAGUCAAGUCAUGAUGUAGAAAGUAAGAGCAUGUCAUAGCAUGGCAAAAUGUUUCUACUACCUUUUGAAGGAAGGAUGUAAUGGUGAAAUAAAUUCUGCAACAAUAAGAUGUCUUUGAUACAGAAGUGUGCUAAUAAACAUGAUGGCUAGUUUAAAAAGUGAUCUUUAUUAGAUUCUAAGGCAAGCAAGGCAACAAACUGGCAUGAGCUUGGUUAGCUCAUAUUUGAUGAAUUUAGAAUUUGUCCAGAAAAAUGAGUUCUUUGUUGCUGGUAGC